This is a messenger RNA of Melampsora larici-populina 98AG31, 409 nucleotides long. RefSeq lists its product as uncharacterized. Lineage: Eukaryota; Fungi; Basidiomycota; Pucciniomycetes; Pucciniales; Melampsoraceae. The transcript has 2 exons. The coding region runs from base 87 to 269 and encodes 60 amino acids. The record is from RefSeq and is a predicted model, not a curated record.
CUAAUACCAGAUGACUGACAAAAGAUGACCUCACUAAAAUUAUCAGUAAUUCCCCAUUUCUAAGUCAUCCGUAUAUUUUUGCUGCCAUGUCUCAAGUGAUACUUAGCCGAGUCAUGAACUUUCUCAACCACCUCAGGCCGCAAGUCAACCCAUAUCGAGAAACGGCCAACUAUUUGGUAACAUUGUUUCAGGUGCGUUACCAUAUUCCGAGGAAUCUUGAUAGAUUUUUGGGGAAUGUAUAUGGAAGGCCUCUAUUUAUUCGCCCUUGAUCUCUUCGUACCUGAAGCCAUCUCCUUUACCUGAAUGGUCGCAUGAUCUCCAAAUCUUGAGCGCAGCAGGUUUUGUGAUACUUAUCUGUCUAUCCUCUUACCUUCUGUAUGUUCGAUCAAAAGAAAGAAAAGUCUAUCAG